Molecule: messenger RNA, 668 nt
Organism: Perca flavescens (yellow perch)
Lineage: Eukaryota; Metazoa; Chordata; Actinopteri; Perciformes; Percidae
Gene: cryba4
Product: crystallin, beta A4
Exons: 6
Coding region: 78-668 (196 amino acids)
Biological process (GO): visual perception; lens development in camera-type eye
Molecular function (GO): structural constituent of eye lens
Source: RefSeq, a predicted model, not a curated record
GCUUUAAAAGGGUGGGGGCGCGAUGUUCCUCACACUCUCACGGCAGGACAUCCCAAGGGAAUCAAAGCAAAGACAAGAUGACUCACCACUGCACCAAGUUCUCCGGCCACUGGAAGAUCAUUGUCUUCGACGAGGAGUGCUUCCAGGGCCGCCGCCAUGAGUUCACCUCCGAGUGCUGCAACGUGAUGGAGUUCGGCUUCGAGACCGUGCGCUCCCUGAGGGUGGAGAGUGGAGCCUGGGUGGGCUAUGAGCACGCCUCCUACCAGGGACAGCAGUUUGUCCUGGAGAGGGGAGAGUACCCCCAGUGUGACGCCUUCGGAGGCAGCAACGCCUACCACAUCGAGAGGAUGACCUCCUUCAGACCCAUCGCCUGUGCCAACCACAGAGAGUGCCGUAUGACCAUCUACGAGCGUGAGAACUUCCUGGGCCGUAAGGGCGAGCUCAGUGACGAUUACCCCUCCCUCCAGGCCAUGGGCUGGUGCAACAACGAAGUCGGCUCUCUCAGGAUCCAGUCUGGAGCAUUUGUGUGCUACCAGUACCCUGGCUACCGCGGAUACCAGUAUAUCAUGGAGUGUGAUCGUCACUGUGGGGAGUUCAAACACUUCAGGGAGUUUGGCUCCCACUGCCAGACCCCUCAGAUCCAGUCCAUCCGCCGUAUUCAGCAGUAA